Messenger RNA from Tinamus guttatus (white-throated tinamou), 928 nucleotides. The record is from RefSeq and is a predicted model, not a curated record. Lineage: Eukaryota; Metazoa; Chordata; Aves; Tinamiformes; Tinamidae.
AUGUCUGGCUGGCUGGAUGAUGGGAGAGCUGUGGCUGUUGUCUACUUUGACCUCAGUAAGGCUUUGGACACUGUCUGCCGUAACAUCCUCAUGGGGAAGCUCAGGAAGUGCGGGUUAGAUGCGUGGGCAGCGAGGUGGGUUGAGAACUGGCUGGAUGGCAGAGCUCUGAGGGCCCUGAUUAAUGAGGCCGAGUCUGGUUGGAGUCCCAUGGCCAGUGCUGUCCCAGAGGGACGCUUGAUUGACACGUUGAUGAACUUGUUCAUCAGUGACUUGGACGAGGAAGAAGACCACGAAAGUUGUGGUUCCAGUUCUACGAACCGCAGUACCACGGAGAGCAUGAAGUUGGCAGUGAAACCACGCCGAGUCCAACAGUCUGCUCCUCCCGACCCCGAUUUACCUCCAGGCUACGUUCAGAGUUUGAUUAGGCGUGUUGUAAACAAUGUCAACAUUGUGAUCAACAAUCUCAUACUGAAAUAUGUGGAGGAUGAUAUUGUUCUCUCAGUCAAUAUCACAUCUGCAGAAUGCUACACUGUCGAUGAGCUUUGGGACCGAGCCUUUAUGGAUAUAUCUGCUACUGAUCUGGUACUGAGAAAGGUGAUCAACUUUUCUGACUGCACUGUAUGUCUUGAUAAGAGAAAUGCUAGUGGAAAAAUUGAAUUUUAUCAGGAACCUUUGCUGUACAAAUGUUCCUUUCGGACUCGUCUGCAUUUUACUUACGACAACCUUAACUCCAAAAUGCCAUCUAUUAUUAAAAUCCAUACAUUAGUUGAAAGUUUGAAACUUUCAAUCUCCGAUCAGCAGCUUCCUAUGUUUAUACGAAUAAUGCAGCUUGGGAUUGCUCUUUAUUAUGGAGAAAUUGGCAACUUCAAAGAUGUGGAAAGCGAAGAUUUGGUUUGUCACACAAAAGAUAUGAUGGGAAACAUAACAG